Messenger RNA from Zootermopsis nevadensis, 1638 nucleotides. Lineage: Eukaryota; Metazoa; Arthropoda; Insecta; Blattodea; Termopsidae. The record is from RefSeq and is a predicted model, not a curated record.
UUGAGUGUUGCUGAAUUAAAGCAGCUUGUAAAUCUCCCUGAUGUAGUUGAAAUGCAUGAUGUGACAGCCAGGGAUCCCAAAUUGCUGGUACAACUUAAAGCCCACCGCAAUACAGUUCCAGUGCCACGUCAUUGGUGUUUUAAAAGAAAGUACUUGCAAGGGAAACGUGGUAUUGAGAAGCCUCCUUUUGACUUGCCAGAUUUUAUAAAAAAGACUGGUAUUAUGGAAAUGAGAGCAGCAUUGCAAGAAAAAGAGGAUCAACGGACUUUGAAAGCAAAAAUGAGGGAACGGGCUAGGCCCAAGCUUGGGAAGAUUGAUAUUGAUUAUCAGAAACUCCAUGAUGCAUUUUUCAAAUGGCAGACAAAGCCACGUAUGUCAAUACAUGGCGAUCUUUAUUAUGAAGGCAAGGAAUUUGAGAUUCGCCUGAAGAAGAAAAAGCCAGGCGACUUGAGUGAAGAACUGAGAACAGCUCUGGGGAUGCCUGUGGGGCCAAAUGCAAACAAAGUUCCACCUCCUUGGCUUAUUGCAAUGCAGCGUUAUGGACCACCUCCAUCAUAUCCAAAUCUCAAGAUCCCGGGACUCAAUGCACCCAUUCCUGACGGCUGUUCUUUUGGGUAUCAUGCUGGAGGUUGGGGUAAACCACCAGUUGAUGAAACAGGAAGACCUCUAUAUGGAGAUGUAUUUGGUAUACAGGGCCAAGAUUAUCAGUCAGUUCCAGAAGAAGAGGAGGUGGAUCGUACAAUUUGGGGUGAGUUAGAGUCAGAGUCUGAGGAGGAAAGUGAAGAAGAAGAGGAAGAUGAAACAGGGCUGGUCACUCCAGCAGAAGGUUUGAUCACUCCCUCUGGCAUCACCUCAAUUCCAGCAGGCAUGGAGACUCCAGAGAUCAUUGAACUCAGGAAACGAAAAAUUGAGAGUGAAAUGGAAGGAAGUGAAACACCGGUGUUGCCUGAGAAACGUAUAGAUCGUGUUGGUGGAGCCAUGAUGAGCUCCACACACAUAUAUGAUAUACAGGCUGGAGGACCUCCAUUGGGAGUCAUUGCCCCCACCCGCCGUGGUCCAGGGAGCCCUGAAGGUCCAGGCACAGUGGAACUUGCACUGGAUCCAUCAGAAUUGGAUCUUGUUGAUACAGAUGCAAUGGCUGUACGUUAUGAGCAACAGAUCAGGGAACAACAGUCACAGUUGCAGAAGGAGGAUUUGUCUGACAUGUUGGCUGAUCAUGUUGCUCGUCAAAAAAACAAGAGAAAACAGCGACAACAGCAUCAGGAUAAUAAACAAGCAAAGAAAUAUAAGGAAUUUAAGUUUUAGUGUAAUCUGCCAUUGUAUUCUUUACUGUGGUGUUUGCUUAUGUUCUAAAAAUGUGUGAUUAGCAGCAUUUUUGUUGGCAUAUGUAAUGUAUUGUAAUGACUUGGUAUGUUUACAUAGAGAUUUAUAAAAUAAAGGGGGAAAAGCCUGCCCUCUUGGUACUAAUCUCUUGAAAUUUUAAUGAAAUUGGCGAGAAUAAUUAUAUAGCUUGUACAAUAGUAAAACUGAUUAGCUAAAUUGUUUUGUGGUGAGGCUCAAAUUCACAAUUUGACAUUCACAAACCUUUUGGCCAACUCUUCCAUUUUUGCACCUGACGAAUAAAGCAUUAAAAAUAUA